Messenger RNA from Camellia sinensis, 1320 nucleotides. Lineage: Eukaryota; Viridiplantae; Streptophyta; Magnoliopsida; Ericales; Theaceae. The record is from RefSeq and is a predicted model, not a curated record.
UUGGAUGUUGUGGUUCUGCUGAUACUCACACCUCUUAUUUCACCGAAUUCAUCUAAAGGGGGCGGGGGGGUUGGUUUCCAAGCAAUUGCGGAACCUCUUGGAUUAGCUGCGGUGAAGGCCAUUAUUGCAAUUACUGCCAUAAUUGCUGGAGGGCGCUUGGUUGGAAUGUCAAUUGAUCCAAAACUUUUUGUUUCAAAUUUUCCAGUAAUUAUGGAGACAUUACCUCUUUUAAUUGGUGGCAAGACUAUAUUGGUUGCUGUAGCAGGUAGACUUUUUGGUAUUUCAAUCAUAUCUGCAGUAAGAGUUGGUCUUCUAUUUGCUCCGGGUGGAGAGUUUGCAUUUGUGGCUUUUGGUGAAGCUGUUAAUCAGUUGAUAGGAAGGAAAUACCUUAAAGUUGAUACUCAAGACUCAAGAGGAACUGUCAAAGGCAAGUGCUUGGAUAGAAAAAAAAAUUACUUGCGUGGAUUUGGGAUUAGGCCACAACCCUCUUCCACAUUUGAUGCUGCGGCACGAGCUCGUGAUCAACAGAUGGAUGCAAUGAGAGCUGAGAUGGAGGCUCUUCAUAAGGAGCGGCAACGAGAUCAUGAAGAGCUGAUGAGGGACAGAGAGGAGGGCAAGAGUGAUCAUGAAGAGAUGAUGAGGGAGAGAGAGGAGUUGAUGAAACAAGCCGAAGAUGGGAAAAAAGCUCGGGAGACAGAAGUACAAUUCAAUCAUUUGAACAACAUGGUCUCACGGCUCACAAGCCUCUUGCAGCCUUGAGAUGGUCAUUCUACUAUUUGAUGGUUUUUGCCGUGGAAUUUUAGAUAAGGCUUUUUUUUUGUCAACGGAAGACAUUGGUUUUUGUCUACGGAUUACUAUUGUUUGUACAGAUAACUAUUUGUGCGGUACGGAUUACUUUUUUUGCGUGGUACAAUUUACUUUUUUCACGUGGUACAAAUUACUCAAAACUUGGCGUGGUACAUAUUACCUUUUCGCAUGAUAUUGUAGAUAUUACUUUUUUGUGUAUAGAGGAUAUGGUUUUUGUGUAAUCCUCUAUUUUAUAUGGAAUUUUAUUUUUGAGGUUGGAUUAUGAUUGGUUUGUAUGGAAAUCUAUUAUAUUUGGAAUUUGACAUUAAAUAUGAAUUUUUUGGAUAGUUGAAAGUGAAAUGUGUGCACACAUUGUGGAAUGAUAAUAUAAUCGGUAUAUGUAUUGUUUUGUUUAUAUACAGGGUACAUAUUGCAUUAAUGAUGGAAUAAAUACAGUUGGUUGCGAAAUUAAUAAAAAAAACACUAUAUAAAGUUUUUGGCAACUAAACAUUUAGUAGCCAAAAAAAGUAAAGU